CUAUUUCCUUCACAACAAUUCCCAAACACCUCCCAUCGAAAAUAAUAGACCAUAAGAUAUUCUGUAUUAGAAGUAAAAACAGAAAGAGAUAGCCAGAGAGUGCAAUUCCCAUCUACAAAAAGCCCAAUUCUCAACACCACCACCUCAACGCAACCAUGUCCCGCACCCGGGAAACGCCCAUAGUAAUCGGCGUAGGCGACAUCAUCAACCGCUCCGUCUCGCCCGCCGACGCAAAGGAGCCCUCGCAACUGAUCCACGAGGCCAUUCUCGCCGCGCUGGAAGACGCCGUUUCUUCCACCACCACUUCCUCCCCUUCAUCUUCUCGGCAAAAGCUCCAGUCAGCAAUCGACAGCAUCGACCUCGUGCGGACGUGGACGUGGCCGUAUCCCGAUCUUCCGGGAACCAUCGCGGAGAAGCUCGCCGUGAAGCCGAAGUUCAAGACCUACUCUGACCAUGGGGGUAACCAGCCGGGGAAGCUGUUCGACGAGGCAGCGAGGAGGAUUGCGAGAGGGGAGGUUAGGGUUGCGGUUGUGGCGGGGGGUGAGGCGUUGGCGAGCUUGUCUGCAUGUGCGGCUGCUGGGAAGCUUCCUCCGCCUGGUUGGAGCAAGCCUGCCGAGGAGGUGGACUCGGUGUUCAGUCCCACGAGCCGGGACCUUGGUGACAAUCCCGGCGCAAUCCACGACAUAGGCGCGCCCAUCCACGUCUACCCGCUAUAUGAAAACGCGUUCCGAGCCCACAGGGGCCAGAGCAUCAAGGCGAACCACGAGGAGAGUAGCAAGCUGUACGCGGAGUUCGCAGCCGUGGCGGAGAAGCUCCCCUACGCAUGGAACUACGGUAAAAAGGUCGACGAGAAGACCAUCAGCACCGUGGGGAAGAAGAACCGGAUGAUCUGUUUCCCGUACCCCCUCCUCAUGAACGCCUUCAACACCAUCAACCUCGCCGGCGCCUGCAUCCUCACCUCGACGACCUUCGCCCGCGCCCUCGGCAUCCCCCAAAACCGCUGGGUCUACCCGCUCGCAGGGGCCGGCACAAAAGACAGCGACGGCUUCUGGCAGCGGCCCGACUUCCACAGCUCGCCCAGCAUCUCUCUCUCCAUCGACGCCGCGCUCCUCGCCGCCGGGACCGCAAAGGCGGAAAUCGACCUCUUCGACAUCUACUCCUGCUUCCCGAUCGUGCCCAAGCUCGCAGCACAGCACCUCGGGAUCCCUCUCCCCGGCGACACCACCGCCGCCAACGAGGCGCAGAGGAAGAGCCUCACGCUGCUGGGCGGCCUCACGAGCUUCGGCGGCGCGGGGAAUAAUUACAGUAUGCACGCCCUCGCGGAGAUGACGCGCGCGAUCCGCGACGGGAAGGGCAAGAAGGGCCUCGUGCUUUGCAACGGCGGCGUGCUGAGCUACCAACACGUCGUCGUGUUGUCCAAGGAGGCGCGCGACGGGGGGUAUCUCGAGGCGAAUCCGCUCGAGGGGAAGGCGAUUGCCGAGGGGCCGGCGUUGGCGAGUGAUGCGGACGGGGAGGCGGUCGUUGAGACUUAUACGGUCGAGUUCAAGAGGGACGGGUCGCCGUUGCGCGGCCAUGUCGUGGGAAGGCUGAAGAGCGACGGGAGGAGGUUUCUGGCUAAUCACGGGGACGAGAGGACGUUGAGGGUGAUGGCGGAAGGUGCGGUGGAGAUUGUGGGGAAGAAGGGAUGGGUGAAGCAGGAUGCGGACCGGAAAGGGAGGGGACUGUUUGUGUUGGAGAAUGUGGGUGCGAAGAUGUAGAGAAGAAAUGGAUUCGAUUCAAUUCGUUGUGAUGGAUGGACACAUGGAGAAGGAAGCUAGUCACUGCUGCUACCUACAGUACGCAGGACUGCCAUACUUGUCGAAACGUUUCUUGUAGAAUAUGUCAUUGCAUGCAUACAAGAUCUAACAACUUCGCCCUGAAUUUCAUCUUAAUAUUCCAUC
This is a messenger RNA of Aaosphaeria arxii CBS 175.79, 1940 nucleotides long. RefSeq lists its product as uncharacterized. Gene Ontology annotation, molecular function: acyltransferase activity. Bases 156 to 1757 code for a protein of 533 amino acids. The record is from RefSeq and is a predicted model, not a curated record. NCBI's taxonomy places the organism in Eukaryota, Fungi, Ascomycota, Dothideomycetes, Pleosporales. The transcript is spliced from 4 exons.